Messenger RNA from Durio zibethinus, 2246 nucleotides. NCBI's taxonomy places the organism in Eukaryota, Viridiplantae, Streptophyta, Magnoliopsida, Malvales, Malvaceae. The record is from RefSeq and is a predicted model, not a curated record.
AACGUUUUAAAGAUGGUAAUUUUUAAAACAAAAUCGGACUUAAAAGGAAAACGAAAAAUUGAAGGAAAAGAUGCAAACCGACACGGCGCCAUCAAUGGAAAGUUGGAAAACUCCCAAUGUUUCGGUGAUUUCGAAUAAAUUUAAAACCGAUGCCCAAUUCAAAAGAAAAUUCAAAAGCCGUUUUGAUCCCUCCGGAAUCCGAAGCUUGAAUUUUGACAGGGUUUAAUGAAUAGCUGCCUACGAAUCAAAUUUUCGAUAUUGGGUGUCUUAAGAAUUUAAAUAUGGGACCUGACUUAAAGCUGACUGAGAAAUCCGAAGCCACAUCGAAGGUGGUUUCCACUGAAAAGAAAAAAGGAAGUGUAGCUCAAAAUCAAGAUGAGGGGAUGCAAGGAAAAAUGGAUAUAAAGGUUGAUUUUGCUGAAUGCAUGAAUUCUGGAGAGUCUGAGAUGAUUGAUGUUGAAUGCCACGAUGCCACUGAGUAUUCGAGUUCUUUUGGUGACACGGUAUCUGGGGAUGAGAAUGGUUUGGUAGGCAAUGAUGAAGUUGAAUCACCGCUGCGGAAACCAAGGUUGGUUGGAUCAUUAUUUGAUGGAUGUCAUGGACUGUGUCAGAUGAGGAAGAGAAGGUUAACGGAUCACUGGAGGAGGUUUAUACGUCCUCUUGCGUGGCGCUGCAAAUGGUUAGAAGUUAAACUUCAAGAAUUUAGGUCUCAAGCACUCAAGUAUGAGGGAGAGCUUGCAGAGUAUGAUCAAAACGAGCAGUUUGAAUUUGAAAAGGUUACCUUUAAAGGCUUUGAUGCAAAGUUGCGAGUGUUUCCUUCAAAAAUUCAAAGAAAGGAAGAAAUGAAGAGGAAGAAAAGGAAAAAAAUAGAAGAUACAGCUGAUGUAGCAUCAUAUAUGUCACAUCAUAAUAUAUUCUCCUAUUAUGAAAGUAAGAGGUCUGUUGCUGCUGCUAAUGAUGAUUGGGGUGAUUUAGACAACAAAGCAAUCAAUGGCUAUGAUGACAUUGGAUGUAAUGAUGGAUGGCCAUUUCAAUCUAGAGAUGGUGAUAAUUUGACAGAACAGAUCCUUCCGAAGAUUGAAGUGCUAAGAUCAAGAAUUCACUUACUAAAGACACGAAUGGACAAGGUCGUGAGUGAAAGUCUUCAAAAGUUUUCUCCCAACAUGUUGAGUUCGCCUGUACCAUCUGAUGUAUUGAAUAAUUCUGGAAAUCAUCCUUAUACUGAAAAAGGAGAUAGAAAUAGUUCACAAUGUACUACAUCCCAGCAUGCAUCUGGGUGUGAAAUGCGGGAUAGUUUUAUGCCUGAAAGUGCAGUUUCAAGUCUUGCAGAGGUAGCCUCUCUUCCCGAUAUGAUCAGGAGCAUGAGUCAGCGUCUGCUUGAGUUUUCCUCUGAAAAUAUUGAGGGAGAAAUUCUAAUACCUAACCAGGCAGCCAAGGAGGAGUUGCGUAAUUUUGAAGUGAUAUAAUUCAGCAGGUGGAGAAGCCUCACAUAUCGAUGGAGAAGCUGAAAACUGUUUUUCUUGUUCAUGCUCCUGGAGACAAUUUGCCCAUUAACACCUCUCUUCAACCGAAUGCACAGCCACCUUUUUCCAAGUCAAAGCAAGCUGAUAAGAAAAGGUCUGGAGGGGAGCAAAAAUCAGGCUUAGGUAGGUGGUGCCAGAGAUCCUCAGGUUAACUGGAUUCUGUCUGUUGAAUUUUGCUUCUAUUCAUGUUCAGAGAGAUGAAAUUUCGUUGAAAAAGGGAGUUCAACCUUUUCAUCUUUGAUUAUGAUAUGUACAUGCCAAGUGUGUAUUCUACUUUCCUCUGCUUUCGCUUCCUGCUGCAACUUAUUCCCUGGUCAUGCUAUUUUUCACCCUAUCUGGACCAUACAUGUUCAGUUCGGAUAGGUCUUAUGCCGUAUCUAGAUCAGUACAAUUUUUUUUCUUUUUUAAGAGAGAGAUUGACUUCCUUGGAAGGGGACGGCUGACCACUAGGCUAAAGGCCUAUUUGAUUGACAUUAGCUGUGGUCUGAUCCCAACCUACAUUUUGUUAAUGGUUAUAAAUCGAUCCUUCUAUAGAUUAUAGUCAUUAGCUGUCUCUUACUUUAAACCCACGAUUUGAAAACUCCGUUGUGGAGGAAGAAGAAACUCGUCUAAUGUUUGUUAUGUUUUUAUUUAACACAGUUUGGUAAGAAUGAAAGAAAGACGCAAGGAAGAAAAAUAAUUUGGUUUAAUGGAUAAACUACGUAGUAACAUGUAUUAUUUGGG